This is a messenger RNA of Corylus avellana, 483 nucleotides long. NCBI's taxonomy places the organism in Eukaryota, Viridiplantae, Streptophyta, Magnoliopsida, Fagales, Betulaceae. The record is from RefSeq and is a predicted model, not a curated record.
AUGGCGCAGGCAAACUGGGAAGGCAAGGUUUGUGCAAGACUAACAAAUGCAAAAGCAGACCAAAUAUGGGCUCUCUACAAGGACUUCGUCAACUUCCACAAGUGUUUUCCUAGCCUUGCCACUUGUUACGGCAUCCACGGCACCAACGGCGAGCCUGGUUGCAUCUGAUACUGUGCCGGAUUCUCAAUCGCAUCCGACAGCGCCAGCACCGACAAGCCCUUUAGCUGGUGAAGAUUAACGGCAGUCGAUAACGAGGGAUAUAGCUUAAGCUACAAGAUAGUGGACAUCAAUAUUGGGUUCGAGUCAUACAUUUCAACGGUCAAGAUUGUUCCUCAAGGUGCAGAUGGGUGUGUGAUCGAGUGGUCCUUCACCGUUGAUCCAGUUGAAGGGCGGGAGCUACAUGAUUUGGUGAAGAAGUAUGAGGUGGGCCUUCAGUGCAUGGCUAAGGGAAUGGAGGAUGCACUGCAGCAUUGGGACACGUAA